AUGGUAGGCGACGAGAUUCAUGAAGCCUCGCGAGCACUAGAUGAAGAACAAGCAUUGUUAUGUCUGGUCGUGUGGUCACAGUUUUUUUAUUUUUCGAUAGUUAGUCUUAGUAAAAAUUAUAGAAAUAGUAUCGAUCUAUACCUGUAGCUCCUGGUACCUGUCGCUCUAGCCGUAAUAUUUAAACAAUGCGAACAGCUGAAUGAGCACGCAAUGUUGUACCUGCAGAACUUGUCCAUCUCCAUCGUCCGACGUGAUCUACUUGCUCAUCGAUGACCUCCAACUAAGUACUUGCUCAUCAUGCUCAUGUUGCAACUACAUCUAGAAAUCUAGAACUAGAUCUUCUACUUCUACAUCUUCUGCUUCUUCUACAUCUCUCUUGUACUAACUAAUUUGUUCAGGGUCAUUAUAGUCUAACCCCAGCACGCAAGAACUCAGCUGUGAACGAGAUUGCGGAAGCGGCAGAUGCACUGCAAGCCGCUGUGGAUCAAGCGCGGGUUAAGUGGAGCAGCAUGAACGAGAAAUAACUGGAAUUUGCCCUAAGAAAGUACGAAGAUGAAAUCGAAUCACAUAUGAGGAUAGACUGAAGAUGGAGCUGUGAUCUUGAUGAUGGACGAAGAUGAAAAAUAAAUUGAUCAUUGUUCACAUGCUUGCGUAUAUUGAUAGAGGACUUCUGAUAGUAGAAGGGUAGACUUCGCCACCCUGCUUUAUCUACUGGUCGACGAAGAU
This is a messenger RNA of Amoebophrya sp. A25, 726 nucleotides long. Lineage: Eukaryota; Dinophyceae; Syndiniales; Amoebophryaceae. The record is from the annotation of a GenBank genome assembly.